GUCAGGAGGAGGAGGAGGAGGAGGAGGAGAGACGCCGCCGCUGCCGCCGCCGCCGCCGCUGCUGAGAGGAUUCGCCCCUCCGCCGCCCGCUCCUCCUCGUCGCCUUCGCCGUCGUCCGCCGUUGGCCCCCGGUCCCCUCCCGAGGGGAGGCAGCAGCCCCAGGGACAGGCGGGACCAUGUCCGGGCGAGGACACAGCGGCAAGCUCUCCACGACGGAGCGCAUCGUCAAGGCUGUCCCCUUUCCCCCUACGCAGCGGCUAACCCUGAAAGAAGUCUUUGAGGAUGGGAAACCCAGGUUGGAGGUCUUAAAAAACCACUUGGUGAAAGAAGGACGCUUGGAAGAAGAUGCAGCACUCAAGAUAAUCAAUGAUGGCGCUGCUAUUCUGCGGCACGAAAAGACAAUGAUUGAAGUAGAGGCUCCAAUCACAGUGUGUGGUGACAUUCAUGGGCAGUUCUUUGACCUGAUGAAGUUGUUUGAAGUUGGAGGAUCACCCAGUAACACUCGCUACCUCUUCCUGGGAGACUACGUGGACAGAGGCUACUUCAGUAUAGAGUGCGUGCUUUAUUUGUGGAGUUUAAAGAUAAACCACCCCAAAACACUAUUCCUGCUCCGAGGGAACCAUGAGUGCAGGCACCUCACAGAAUAUUUCACCUUUAAGCAGGAAUGUCGAAUCAAGUAUUCAGAGCGGGUAUACGAUGCAUGCAUGGAUACAUUUGACUGUCUUCCUCUUGCUGCCCUUUUGAACCAGCAGUUUUUGUGUGUGCAUGGAGGGCUGUCUCCUGAAAUCACAUGUCUAGAUGACAUUAGGAAAUUAGACAGGUUUAAGGAGCCUCCAGCCUUUGGUCCCAUGUGUGACCUCCUAUGGUCUGAUCCAUCAGAGGAUUAUGGCAAUGAGAAGACAUUGGAACACUUUACCCACAAUACUGUUAGAGGUUGCUCUUAUUUCUACAGUUACCCCGCGAUUUGUGAAUUUUUGCAAAACAAUAAUUUAUUAUCUGUGAUCCGAGCACACGAAGCCCAGGAUGCUGGGUACCGAAUGUACAGAAAAAGCCAGACUACAGGUUUUCCAUCCCUAAUCACAAUCUUUUCUGCACCAAAUUAUCUAGAUGUCUAUAACAACAAAGCUGCUGUGCUGAAAUAUGAAAAUAAUGUCAUGAACAUCAGGCAGUUUAACUGUUCUCCACACCCGUACUGGCUUCCAAAUUUCAUGGAUGUUUUCACAUGGUCUUUGCCUUUUGUAGGGGAAAAAGUUACAGAGAUGCUGGUUAACAUCCUCAACAUCUGUUCUGAUGAUGAGCUUAUUUCAGAUGGAGAUGAAACGUUGGACGAUAACUACAUUUCAAGCUAUCCGAAAGGAGGCACAAAUGCCCGUAAAGAGAUCAUCAGGAAUAAGAUCAGGGCCAUUGGGAAGAUGGCACGAGUCUUUUCCGUCCUUCGGGAGGAGAGUGAGAGCGUGCUGACGCUCAAAGGCCUGACUCCCACAGGUACUUUGCCCAUGGGAGUCCUCUCAGGGGGAAAGCAGACUCUACAGACAGCCACAGUAGAAGCGGUAGAGGCACGGGAAGCCAUCCGCGGAUUUUCGCCACAGCACAAGAUCUGCAGCUUUGAAGAAGCCAGGGGGCUGGACCGCGUAAAUGAGCGCAUGCCGCCACGCAAGGAUGCCAAGCACCCAGACGGGCCGGUGAACUUAACCUCAACAAACUCUGCGGAAAAGAAUGGGACAGGGAAGAAAACCCAGUAACAGUUCAAGCACCCAGUAAAGGAUCCAAAACUUAAUGGAUUUUAUUUAUUUAUUAUGAAAGUGGGGGUUCAGGGUGGGGGGGGGGGAGAAACCAACCUAGCCUGGAGGCGCAUCCAUAAUCCCAGUUUGCAUCCAUUCAGUAAGAGAGGUGACCAUUUUGUAAGUUUUUUAAAUUUUAUGUUCAAUAUAUAAAAAGUCAUCUUUUUUUUUUAAUUUAGGAAUGGGUCUAAAUAACUAGUGCUUAUAUAAAAUGUUGUUCUGUACAGAUGGCCAGCCCCUGCUGAUAGGGAAAGAAGCCUGGGGUGGGGUGGGAUGGAGGGAGGGAGGGAGUCUAGCAGCCCAGGGCAAUUCUGGUGUCUGAUUUAUUUGGAACCAUUUUAAGUUACCCUCCUUGUUUUUAAAGUGGCAUCUUUAACUUUGAAAACAACUUUUUUCUUCUACCAGGUUUUGAUGCACCCCCCCCCCUUUUCUAUUUCCCACUGCAUCUGAUGCUCCGGCAGUUCAUUUUCCAUUAAAGGCACGUUGUAUAGGACAGUUGGUAAACUCUUUCCUUUUGGUAACCCCAUGUCAGGAGCAAACGUUGCAUUGCAGAUAGUUUGUCCAGCUCUAGAGAUGUCGUUGGAACUGAGGAAUGAGAAUCUUGCUUUUCCCUCUAUCCCUAUAAAUAUUCACAUUGUUUUUCCUUCAGGAAUCCAAUUUCAUUGGAUAAAUGAACUCUCUUGGAAUAAUACAAUAGGUGGACUUUUAAGUACGCACUCCUGCAGUCUCCAUUCAUCUGAAAGCAUCACUCCUUUGAUUUCAUAUCUCUCAUAUUUUUAUAUAAACAUAGCUCAAUUUAACAUGCUUCAACAUCACACAGGUGGGAUUUAUUUCUGCUUUUCUAAUACAGAAGCAAUCUUCCCCAAAUUAUCAUAGAGUCAUGCUUUUAGCAUGCAAAGCUGUAUGAGGUGGAGGAUGCCCUUGCCCUUCUGCCUACAUCUUCCCUUCCUUUACACAUUACAAUAGCUCUGUAAUGGGAGCUCCGGCAUAAAGUUAGUUCUGCCAUUUGUCAACAUAGGACCCUCCUGCAUUCCCAGCUGAAUGCUAUAGAAUUAUGAGUAAUGUGGGCACUAUAAGGCAUAGGAAGAAAGUACAGUGUUUCUGUGUAGACAUUACUCCAUCAGUAGGAUUUCUUUUUUCUGUAUUGUCCAACCUGCAUGACUGGCCUGUGGUAGCAUGCAAAUGCCAUAAAUACAGGCAGGAAGUCCAGAUAUCUUAUGGAAAAGUAGUAGUUGAUGGUCUCCAUACGGCAGAACAAGAAACAUCUGGCCUGAAAGCAGCUCUGUGUUUGGCUUCUGCUUGGAAUUACGUUAUCUUGGGCUGAAUAUAGAAGGCUUCUCAGUCAUCUCAAGUGCAUUGUCAAAGUAAACAACCUGUGGAUUAUCCAGACCUUCAAAGCAGUUGGGAAAGUUGCUGUCCAUAUGAUUCCAGAGUUGUUAUCAUUUUGACCAGCAAGUGUGGACUGAGUUUCCAUGUUCAGAGGAUCUUCAGUUGACAUCAAGAGUUUGAGAAGGCAGAAUAUUUUCACAGGUUGGACCUGGAAACCCACUAUGAUUUGCUGUGUAGCAGAAGACACCACUUGCUUAUCUCAGCUUACUACAGUCUUAAAAGCAAUCGUUGCUUCGUGCUGUAUGUGGAAAGAGUGUUUGCAGACAGGCACAGAUCCCUGAACGCAGCUCAUCUGUGCCUGGAAGUCUUAUUGGGCUCUAGCUCUCUUGCACAUGUUCACUGUGUCUUUGGAGGCACCUGUCUGCCCUUCAUAUUUUAUAUUUACUGCAGUGAUGCAGCAUUCCAAGAUUUAAGAUGGCACACCUUGGUUUAUCUCAUCCCAAAUGGAAGACCUUUCCUUAUUUCUCUUGAGCGUGUGGGAAAAAGCAUAGUAAAUUGAGUAACAAAAUACCUCAGCCUUGUUAUUUACUAAGAAUUGUAAAAGCCCAACCUGAGCUAUACUGAUGAAGACCUGGAGUUGUCUUUGAUGUGACCUGUGGAAAUUAUUGAUGUGCUUAUUCUGUAAGGAGGGCAUUACAGAUGAUGGGUGUGGCAGGGAAAAGUUAGAAUGGUAAAGCUUUGGAGAGCAGUUGUGAUAAAUUCUGUACUUUCUAAACAUGAGUAAAUAACCAAAUGACAUUGCACAAGGAAACCUCUGCAGAAUGGAGUGGAGGGAAUUGGGGAGAAGAAAUUAUGGUUGGCCAGCAGGUCUUUGUUCUAUGAAGUAUAAUGGUUGCAUGUCUGAGUUGGAGAGCAAAGAGAUGGUCUCAGAAUGUGCCAAAGAACAGCAGCUGAACUGUCCACUGAAGAUGAGUUCCCUUUAUGUGAAGAGUUGAAUCAGUCUUCCCUAAGCUGUUCCUUCUGUAGCCUCUUGUAUCUUUGUGGGUUAAGCAAAUGCAAGAAUCAAGGCAUCUGUAAGAGCUCUCUUCCAAAAAAAUGCCUCCUGGUUAUUAUGCAGCUGUCCUUCUGUUUGGAGUUAGGCUUUUUCCUGUUCAGAAACCUCCCUUUUGAGAAUUAGGAAUUUUUUCCUGCAUUUUAGAGCUGGUGCAAUUUGGCAGCUAUGCAUUUAAGCCAUUCAUUUUACCUGAUCUGCUUUUGAGGCAAUGUGAAGAUGUGCUCCUCUUGAAGAUGAAGACUUUAUUUAUGUUGAACCUGUACAUGCCUCUCACGGCUUCUGUUGGAAUUAACAGGACCACUUCUUCUCACAGAAUAACAGUGGUGAUAGGAAUAAUUCUUUUGCAAGGGAGAUCUUGUGUUGCUUCCAGUCUAGCAAGCCUUUAGCUAAAGACCUCCACUUUGACAGCCACAUCCAGUUCUGGAUCACUCAGAAUAGAAGGUAGUUCACACCUUGUUUACAUGACAUAGCUACUGCCAUUCACUUGGUGUUUACUCUCAGGAGGCUUCCAGAAAUGUAUAGAAGUGCUUAUCCAAGUGGCUGGGCUUAAUUGUUGUCUUUACAUAACAUUCAAGUAAAGGACCUCCCAAGGGGGUAGGCAUUAUAGACUAUGUAAAUAUGCAAGGAAGCCCAGAUGUGUGUGGAAGUCUCCAUAUAUUUCUGGAAGGUACAGCAAGGCUAUGACAAUCAUGUUGACAGAAUCUCAUCCAUGAAAUUCUGAGCCUUGUGUAAGAAGUAGUAGAGUCUUCUGUUGUCUUUGGCAGUAUCUUCCUAAGAAGAAAUCUGAUUGUUGUCUCCUCUCGUCGCCUUGGAGAAUUUUUGGUUUUUAUAAUGGUGAUUUUUUAUAAUGGCCUCUCUUUUUUCCUUCUAAACACAGUUGCAACUUUGCACACAAUCUUCUGUAUUAAACAGAGGUGGAGACAUUCAGGUUCUGAAAUGUUGGAUUCUUAUCCCAUGCUUGCAAACUAGCUGGGCAACUCUUCCGUCUCCUGCAUCUCUUUGUUCUCCAGUUUUUUCUCCUAUUGAGUAAAAUAGUGGUUUUAAAGCCAGUGCUAAUUUCCAUUUGUGAUGGCUUUACCCAGUUGAUCUGGAACGAUUCAGCCCCUCAUCCCCACUCAUUUUUAUGGCGUCGUGCUCAUGAAUGAGAGGAGAGCAGCCUGAAUGCUGAAAUGGCAGUGCCAAAGGGUCCCCUCAUCUGUCAGAGAGGCUCUGCUCUCAUUAAGAACAGCUGUUCAAAUGAGAUGCUGUUUUGAGGAACAUUUGCCUCUUCACGUCCACAGACAGGACCUGCUGGGUUUUUCAUUCUUCCUGCUUCCUUUAAAGGUAGAAUAUUCUGAUACCCUGAAAUAAAAGGGUGUUCCAGGUUCUGCAUACAAUGGCAAUAUGGCUCUUGGGGGCCAGGGCAGGUGCCAGUUGCAAAGGGAAUGCUGGCAGUGUUUCCUCAACACAGCAUGCCAUGUUGGUGGGCAGGCGGCAGACUGAACAGUGGCAUGGUUUGAUGGGAGUGUGGGUGUUAAUUAUUCCCCAAAUUAGCUAACACUGAUUCUGUAACGUGUUCUUAACUGGCUUUAUUUUCACUGAAAGAGAGUUAAAAUGUGGCAAGGGACAGGCCUUCAUCUCGGAAAGGGAACAGUCUUGCCAGCCACUUACAUUCCUUUAAGACACUUCCUCCCUCCCUCCCAUCCAUACACUUUGAAAAAGGCAGUAUUGAAACCAGCUUUCAAUAUUCCACAUUGAAGCUUCUUGCUUCCUUUGGCCUGUUCCCCCCCCCCCCCCAGACCUAGGAGAGAAUUGUCAGUCAUAGCUGCCCUCUUCUGGCAUGUUCAUAGCACCAGUUUCUCUAAGGCUUCUUGCCAGUCUUAAAUUAUGAAGCUGGUGUUGACCAUGGACAAUCUGUCCAGUAUUUGUACACAAGACGAUCAGGGUUAAGAGAAAGGACCACAUGGUUGCUUAGCUUUUUCUGAUCUCUUAACCAUUGCUAAGAGAAAGAGACGCAGAAGAUAACAAAAUUAAGAAGUCAGCACAAUGAAAGGAGCCGUUCUUAACCCAAUGGUGGCAUGCAAGUCCUGUUCUCCUGUGGUGAAGAUGUAAAGAGGAUGGCUGGCUGUUCAGAGCCAGUUGGCUUUGGAGGCUGAAACAUUAGAUUUCUUUUAUAUCCCAACAGAAACAAGGGCAGAAGGAACACAGUGGGGUUGGCCACCAAUGUCAUCUUCUGAAAAACCAGCUGAGCACGAGAUAUGAAUGGCUGCAGGGACCUUUUCUCUGCCCCUCUUCCCACCUGUUCUCCUCCAUUCUCCCUUGUCAUUGUGUGCGGGUGCGUGUUUGUUUUGAUUCCAGGGACAAUCUUGAGCAACGAAAGCAGCAAAAAUAAAAAGCAUACCGCCAAGGAACAGCCCACCAGUCUAUGGAGUACCCAAAUAUUAACUCUCCCCUUAACUGUGAGGUUGCCUAUAAGCAGCCUUUUCUUUUAUCUUGCAUGACAAGGAAAAAAAGCAAGGUGCAUGUAACAAGGAGGGGAGUCCACAAUGGGUCUUCCAAACUUCAGGAACAAAGGUGCUGUCACCUCCUUGAAGAGAACCUGCCCUGCUGUGAUGCUGCAGCCCACUCGCCUCUCCCUGGCUUUAGCUAAUCUCACUCGAUUCCACUACCGACUUCGGAGCACCUUGCCAGCUGGGCUCAUCCCCAACAAGGUGGAAUGGCAUCCCCUGGGAAUGUGUGGUGAGGACUAAGGUUCUUGGUUCUGAAGUGAUGUUUGCCCAUUGCCUGGAGACUGCCUCCUUUCUUUUUUCUUGCUCUCCUUUUAGUUAUGUUUAAAGAAGAAUGGUGAAAAAACAAUGUUAUUUAUUGGCAGAAAUUAUUUAAUAUAAUUUCUCUUUUGUGAACAAGGAACGAAUUUGUUAGAACUGUCUUAAUGUAAAUUGGGAAGUCAUCUUUAAGAAAAAAAAAGUUAAAAAAUUAAAACAACA
Sceloporus undulatus (fence lizard) is the source of this 7130-nucleotide messenger RNA. It is a transcript of the gene PPP3CC, whose product is annotated as protein phosphatase 3 catalytic subunit gamma. Gene Ontology annotation, molecular function: calmodulin binding; calmodulin-dependent protein phosphatase activity. The coding region runs from base 177 to 1742 and encodes 521 amino acids. NCBI's taxonomy places the organism in Eukaryota, Metazoa, Chordata, Lepidosauria, Squamata, Phrynosomatidae. Gene Ontology annotation, cellular component: cytoplasm; calcineurin complex. Gene Ontology annotation, biological process: calcineurin-mediated signaling. The record is from RefSeq and is a predicted model, not a curated record. The transcript is spliced from 15 exons.